Molecule: messenger RNA, 2295 nt
Organism: Lathyrus sativus (Indian pea)
Lineage: Eukaryota; Viridiplantae; Streptophyta; Magnoliopsida; Fabales; Fabaceae
Source: the annotation of a GenBank genome assembly
AUGGAAACUGGGUUAAGCUCGAAAAAUUUAGAUAAGGGGAGAGUUAUGAGAGGUGGCAAUAGGAAAAAGAAGGAACUUUCUAGUAAUGGUAUCAAAAUUGAACCUUUUGUUCCUAGAAGAGAUCAUAAUCCUAAAGAGUUGAAGACUUGGGCAAAGAGAACUGGAUUUGUGUCUGAUUACUCGGGGGAAGCUGGUACUAGUGCAAGUGAGAAUUUUGAUAGUGUUGUUGAUUAUGAUCAUAAAGAAGGAGGAGGGUCUUCUCCUAAGAUAGAGAUUGAUCCGGUUCUCGGGGUUGCAAGGCCAAGCCGGGACGAUGAGAUUGAACUAGAUUCUGAGUUUAAGCAUGGAGGUAAAAGGAGUGAGAAAGAUAGGUUUUUGAGGCCAAACUAUGAUUUGAAUAGGAUUAUAGGGAACCAAAAUCAGAAGAGGAAAAAUGGGGUUGAACCUGUUUUGGAUCAUGGUGAAAAGAAAAUUGAUUUGAGAGGGAAUGGUGAGACUAAUGGAUCGACAGAGAAUUUGGUUAGGGAUAGCAAUGGUCAUGGACUUGGAGUCUCUGCGGUUGCUCCACUUCCAGAACAAAAGAAGGAAGAGGAAGGUGUAACCGAAGGAGAAGUUAAGGUGAAUCUGUAUGCAGAAGGAGAGGAACCUGCUGAUAGAGGGUGGCAUAGACCUGCUGUAAUGAAGUAUGGACUAACAGAAAAUCCUGGUUUUGUACCUCUUAUCUACUAUGGCCUGCAGCACUACCUAUCACUGAUUGGCUCAUUAGUGUUUAUUCCGUUAGUAAUGGUCCCGACAAUGGGUGGAACAGACAACGAUACUGCUAAUGUAAUUUCUACAAUGCUGUUUCUUUCUGGCAUCACAACGAUACUGCAUUUGUACUUUGGAACUCGGCUUCCUUUAGUUCAAGGGAGCUCGUUUGUGUAUUUGGCUCCAGCAUUAGUUAUCAUAAAUUCUGAAGAGUUUCGGAAUCUUACACAUCAUAAAUUCAGACACAUAAUGAGGGAACUUCAAGGAGCUAUACUUGUUGGUUCUAUAUUCCAAUGUAUUCUUGGAUUUAGUGGUUUAAUGUCUAUUCUUCUCAGGGUAAUCAACCCAAUUGUGGUGGCUCCAACUGUUGCUGCUGUAGGUUUAGCAUUCUUCAGCUAUGGAUUUCCACAAGCUGGCACUUGCAUUGAAAUCAGCAUUCCAUUAAUAGUGUUGGUUCUUAUAUUCACUCUGCAUCUUCGCGGAAUAUCUAUCUUUGGACACCACUUGUUUCAAAUUUAUGCUGUUCCUUUAAGUGUUACAGUAAUUUGGAUAUAUGCAUCGUUUUUAACGGCCGGGGGAGCAUAUAACUACAAAGGAUGUGAUCCGAACAUCCCUAGUUCAAACAUUCUGAUUGAUGCAUGCAAAAAGCAUGCUUAUACAAUGAAGCAUUGCAGGGCUGAUGUAUCAAAUGCAUUGUCAACUUCUUCAUGGCUCAGAAUUCCUUACCCUUUACAAUGGGGUUUCCUGAUUUUCCAUUUUAGGACUUGCAUAAUCAUGGUCAUAGUCUCACUGGUUGCCUCCGUGGAUUCUGUUGGAACUUAUCAUAAUGCAUCUCUGAGAAUUAAUUUGAAGCCUCCAACCUCAGGAGUUGUGAGCCGUGGAAUCGCAUUGGAGGGUUUGUGUAGUAUAUUGGCAGGUCUUUGGGGUUCAGGAACUGGUUCAACUACCUUGACUGAAAAUGUUCACACAAUUGACAUAACAAAGGUGGCAAGUCGGAGGGUAGUGGAACUCGGAGCAGCCUUCAUGAUCCUCUUCUCAAUUAUAGGAAAGGUGGGUGCUCUUCUAGCUUCUAUUCCACAGGCAUUAGCUGCAUCAGUACUAUGUUUCAUAUGGGCCCUUAUUACCGCAUUAGGCCUCUCAACAUUACAGUAUGGCCAAUCCGGAAACUUCAGGAACAUAACAAUAGUUGGCGUUUCAUUGUUCCUUGGUCUAUCGAUCCCUUCGUAUAUUCAACAAUACCAGCCUCAGUCCAGUUUGAUAUUGCCCUCUUAUCUGGUUCCUUAUGCAGCCGCUUCUAGCGGACCGUUUCAUUCAGGCAUUAAACAACUUGAUUUUGCAAUCAAUGCUCUUAUGUCCUUAAACAUGGUGGUUACAAUGUUGGUGGCAUUCAUACUGGAAAACACGGUACCAAGAAGUUAUCAUGAACGAGCGGAAUAUAUAUGGACGCGAACUCAAGACAUUGCGACUGAUCCCUCGCUGGCGUCUGCAUAUUCACUGCCAAAGAAAGUUGCUAGAUGUUUUUGUUGGGCAAAAUGCUUAGGAGUAUGA